ACACAGAUGCUAUUUGUGAUUACAGUGUGUAGCAUUCAUCAUCCUCUCCCAUGAUGCUUGUUAUCCAUCCAAGAUCCACUGUCACCAUAACUGAUUGAAUGAGAUGGGUAAUGGAGAGGGGAGGGGAUGUGUGUGGGACGGCGCACGAGGUGGUGGGAUGCAGACAGUAAAGCAGCCAUUCUAUCUCGAGCUCUCCCAGCAUCAGCACCACGCGAUUACGGGCAAUCUCUGUCUGCUUCUGAAACGGAGAAGAGUAUCGGUUUCAAACCUCCAGGGCGAAAUCUAGACAAGGCAACACGAAUUCCAGUGUCGAACGGGGCAAAUAACAGGUGCUCAAACAAUCCACAGCUGUUGCUGUGUCAUUUGGACACCAUGGACGCGCUAAUAAAGGGAUUCUCAAAAGCCAAGGAUGGGGUCGUGGCAGCAGCGGAGAAGACAAGGCAGGGAGUAACUGGGGCCGCUGAGAUGACAAAAGAUGGCGUUAUCUUUGUCGGCAACAAAACAAAGGAUGGAGUCACAACAGUUGCAGGUAAAACAGUGUCUGGAGUUUCCCAGGUGGGCGGGGCCAUGGUGACAGGUGUGACAGCAGUGGCCCACAGGACUGUGGAAGGGGCGGGGAAUAUUGCUGCUGCGACCGGAUUGGUUAAGAAAGACUCAGCCAAACAGGAUGAAGAUGCUAUGUCUAAAGACUCACCUAUCAAGGAGUCACCAGUGGACCCAGAGGGUGGUGAUACUGCUGCAGAGGAGGAUUCCGAUGGCUAUUAGAAGUACAGCACCGUCAACUGCCUCAUCUCAGAACAAUCCAGAACUACUGUAACAAUCCAGAAUCAAUUAUCGAAACAUUCCAUGUCACCCUGCCAAGUCCGGUUGUGCCUCGUUGUGUUCCUUAACGGAGUCUGUGCCAUGUGUGUGUGUAUGACUGCGUGUGUGUAUGUAUUAGUGUGUGUGUAGCGUGUGUAUGGGUGUGUCUUAAUGCUUAGUGGGUGUACGCCAGUGUGUGUGUGUGCGUCAGUGUGUGUGUGUUCUGGAGUCUCUGUCAGUCAGUCCUGAGUGGGGUCUAUACGCCCUUCUGGUCCAGCUGUCGUCUUCAGUAACUCCCUCCCACUAAGGCAGCCACCUGGACACAGAAGGGACUACCUUUAUGUUCUGUCUAUCUGUCUGUGGACUUUGUGGCUUUGAAGUAAAUACAAAUACUGUAUACAGGACGGUGUCCACCCACUGCUCAGAGUGGGGGAAAACGCGCUUUGGUGAUGAAAUGUCACUUCCUUAUGUUAUAAAAUAAAUGAAACCAAGACAAAUGUGAUUAUUCAUGUUCUGAAUUGUUCAGUGGAACCUUUCUCUAACAUAUCCCUAAUGAUAUCCAAAAAGUCAGAUUUCCUAACCUAAUACAGCCAAUAAUAAGCACCGCCCCUUUGUUGACAUAGCAAGUUUCUCGUAACAACUUGAGGAUUUUACAUUUUUUUGGUGGUCGUCCUAAAACUUGCUUCCGCAGGUUGCAAAAAGCUAAAUUAGCAUGACAAGCUGCAUUAAAUGUAAAAGGCUUUGAAAAUAUAAACGCUUGGUAUACGCUCAGUGCUCUGUUGACAUUUCACAGACGUACACUUGUUUUUGUGAAGAAAAAAAAUAAUGAUUUUUUUUGAAUUAAUAUGAAUAUGAAGCGUAUACUAAAAUAUGAAAGCAUGUCUCAAAAUCAAUAUCCAUCUUACCUUGAUUGUUUUAUGUCCUGCGGAUUCGGGAAGAAUGACGACGAGUUCAACCGAAAAGUGAGCCUGUCAGGUAGCCAGUAGCCUUAAUUCUUGCACAGAAUCCAACCUAGCUGAUUGCGAUGCAGUUUUCCGGAUUUUUUCUUUUACCGCUUUUUUCUCUGGCCACUAAUUUAGUCACCUUAAUUCUAGCCAUCCUAGAAGGGUAAUAACUCCAAUAACUUUUGAACGGGGUAUAAUUGAGACAUGAGAUUUGGACAAUUGAUUUUCUACACAAUUAACAUUAUUUUUUCCCAUUGGUCAAAAGAUGGGUUUUUGAUUGGACACCCUAGUUAUACACUCAGCAAAAAAAGAUUUUCCUCUCACUGUCAACUGCGUUUAUUUUCAACAAACUUAACAUGUGUAAAUAUUUGUAUGAACAUAACAAGAUUCAACAAAUGAGACAUAAACUGAACAAGUUCCACAGACAUGUGACUAACAGAAAUUUAAUAAUGUGUCCCGGAACAAAGGGAGGGUCAAAAUCAAAAGUAACAGUCAGUAUCUGGUGUGGCCACCAGCUGCAUUAAGUACUGCAGUGCAUCUCCUCCUCAUGGACUGCACCAGAUUUGCCAGUUCUUGCUGUGAGAUGUUACCCCAAUCUUCCAGCAAGGCACCUGCAAGUUCCCGGACAUUUCUGGGGGGAAUUGCCCUAGCCCUCACCCUCCGAUCCAACAGGUCCCAGAUGUGCUCAAUGGGAUUGAGAUCCGGGCUCUUCGCUGGCCAUGGCAGAACACUGACAUUCCUUUCUUGCAGGAAAUCACGCACAGAACGAGCAGUAUGGCUGGUGGCAUUGUCAUACUGAAGGAUGAGCCUGCAGGAAGGGUACCACAUGAGGGAGGAGGAUGUCUUCUCUGUAACGCACAGUAGAGGAUGUCUUCCCUGCAAUGACAACAAGCUCAGUCCGAUGAUGCUGUGACAUACUCCCCAGACCAUGACGGACACUCCACCUCCAAAUCGAUCCCGCUCCAGAGUACAGGCCUCGGUGUAACGCUCAUUCCUUUGACGAUAAACGCAAAUCCAAUCAUCACCCCUGGUGAGACAAAACCGUGACUCGUCAGUGAAGAGCACUUUUUGCCAGUCCUGUCUGGUCCAGCGACGCUGGGUUUGUGCCCAUAGGCGACGUUGUUGCCGGUGAUGUCUGGUGAGGACCUGCCUUACAACAGGUCUAUAAGCCCUCAGUCCAGCCACUCUCAGCCUAUUGCGGAGAGUCUGAGCACUGAUGGAGGGAUUGUGCGUUCCUGGUGUAACUCGGGCAGUUGUUGUUGCCAUCCUGUAACUGUCCCGCAGGUGUGAUAUUCGGAGCCUGUGCAGGUGGUCUGCCACUGGUCUGCCACUGCGAGGACGAUCAGCUGUCCGUCCUGUCUCCCUGUAGUGCUGUCUUAGGCGUCUCACAGUACGGACAUUGCAUUUAUUGUCCUGGCCACAUCUGCAGUCCUCAUGCCUCCUUGCAGCAUGCCUGCAAAUGAGCAGGGACCCUGGGACCUUUCUUUUGGUGGUUUUCAGAGUCAGUAGAAAGGCCUCUUUAGUGUCCUAAGUUUUCAUAACUGUGACCUUAAUUGCCUACCGUCUGUAAGCUGUUAGUGUCUUAACGACCGUUCCACAGGUGCAUGUUCAUUAAUUGUUUAUGGUUUAUUGAACAAGCAUGGGAAACAGUGUUUAAACCCUUUACAAUGAAGAUCUGUGAAGUUAUUUGGAUUUUUAUUAAUUAUCUUUGAAAGACAAGGUCCUGAAAAAGGGAUGUUUAUUUUUUUGCUGAGUUUAGUAUACUGUGAUAAACCACUGACAGUCCUGCACAGAUGCGAUCCCUAUAUGCGGAGUACACUGUAUUACAACUUAUGAAAAAGCACAUAAGUGUCUAUAACAAUUAACUAUAUGAAUUUUUGUGUGUUUUUGCGGUGGACUACUGCUGUGCUAUAUGCGGUAUUUGUGAAUUUAUAAACUUGUAUUUUUAUGUUCUCACUCUGCAGAUGAGUAAAAUACCAGGUGGUUUGAAACACACCAGCAUGGAACCAAAACAUUCAACUAACUGUGACAAGGAGUUUAGUUACAUUUGUUAAAUGUUGAAUAAAGUAUAAAAUGUCUGUA
Molecule: messenger RNA, 3827 nt
Organism: Salvelinus fontinalis (brook trout)
Lineage: Eukaryota; Metazoa; Chordata; Actinopteri; Salmoniformes; Salmonidae
Product: alpha-synuclein-like
Exons: 6
Coding region: 127-765 (212 amino acids)
Biological process (GO): synapse organization; chemical synaptic transmission; synaptic vesicle endocytosis
Cellular component (GO): axon terminus; cytoplasm; neuronal cell body
Molecular function (GO): cuprous ion binding
Source: RefSeq, a predicted model, not a curated record